Amphibalanus amphitrite is the source of this 2172-nucleotide messenger RNA. RefSeq names its product suppressor of cytokine signaling 7-like. Bases 51 to 1424 code for a protein of 457 amino acids. Gene Ontology annotation, cellular component: phosphatidylinositol 3-kinase complex. NCBI's taxonomy places the organism in Eukaryota, Metazoa, Arthropoda, Thecostraca, Balanomorpha, Balanidae. Gene Ontology annotation, molecular function: 1-phosphatidylinositol-3-kinase regulator activity. Gene Ontology annotation, biological process: phosphatidylinositol phosphate biosynthetic process; intracellular signal transduction. The record is from RefSeq and is a predicted model, not a curated record. The transcript has 5 exons.
GUUGGGACUCCCAAGAGAGGAAGCAAUUGCGUUGUGCCUAUAGCUGGGGGAUGGCUGAGCGGGGCCCGAGCCGGCCACCGCAGCGACCCAGCACACUGCAGCUGACGCGUCCGCGGCCUCUCAGCGUCCACUCGCCGAUCGCAGACUUUGCCGACAGUCUGGCCGAGCAGCUGGUGAGCUCUGCUGCCGCCGAGCUGAGACACCAGACCCCGCCGCCGCCUCCGCCGCCCUGCCGACCCGGCCACGGACGGUCGCUGAGCCUGCACUCGGCUGGUAGUGGAACGAGCUCAGGGGGAACGCAGAGCGCGCGGUGUCUCAUCAGCAAACUGGGAGACGCUGACCUGGACACGGAGCCAGCGCUGUUCAGUCUGCGCCACUCCGCACCCGACGAACCGCUCCACAUGACCCUAGAGGAGGUGCGUCGGUCGGUGUGUGAGCUGCCGGCGGCGACAGGGGCGGCGGCUCGGCCGGAGGCAGACUCCCCGCCGCCCCCGCCCCCGCCCGUGUCGCCGCCGCCGCCACCGCCGUCCGGCGGGGUGGGCCGGCGGCCGUCACUGCCGCUACUGGGGACGGGAAGAGGGCUGCGCUGUGCGCCUCUCUCCCCGCGCCGUGUGCUGCAGAGUCUGGCCCGAGUCCGUCAGGACCUGCGACAGCUUCUGACACCUCGCCGCGACCGCCGCCCGAACGCCACGACUGCCGCGACUGAGCGUCCGCCGGCCCCGUCCGAGACGCCGCCGCCGCCGCUGCCGGAGCGGCCGCCGCCGGCCGAGGCUGAGGAAGAACAUGACGACCAUGAUGACGAGAACUACCUGGACGGUAGCGGCAUCGAGGACCUGGAGAUGCUGGGGAUCACCGAGGGCUGGGGACCGUCACCGGCGCGCCGCGCCUCCGCCGGCCCGGCCGACUUCGCCACCAUCAUCGAAAAAGUCAAAGACUGCGGCUGGUACUGGGGCCCGAUCAGCUGCUCCUCUGCCGAGGCCAUCCUGAAGAACGAGCCGGACGGGUCGUUCAUCGUCCGCGACAGCAGCGACGACCGCUACAUCUUCUCACUGACGUUCAAACUGCGCGGCCUCAUCCGACACGCGCGCAUCGAACACAACAACGGAAACUUCAGUUUCGGCGGUAUGCACAAGUUCCGCAGUAACACCAUUGUGGAUUUCAUCGAGAACGCCGUGGAGUACUCGCGGAGCGGCCGGUACCUGUUUUUCCUGCACCGUCGGCCGGCGCACGGGCCGAUGAGGGUACAGCUGCUCCAUCCCGUGUCACGCUUCAAACACAUCCAGAGUCUGAAACACCUGUGCAGGUUUGUGAUUCUGAAGCAGAUCCCGCGCGACCACAUCGACCAGCUGCCGCUGCCGGAGCCGCUGAAACACUACCUCAGCUCACCGUGCUACUUCUCUGAGCAGCUGGAGGAGACGACGUGAGAGACACCUGGCGGCGUCGGCCGCGGCUGCAGUUCGCCUCCACCGAUAUGCGUCGCCUCGGUCGUGCACAGGUGAAUACCCUGACGCUGAGGCUCUGGGAGGCAUUUCUGGUUAGCUGGAGCGUGGAGGCUAGUUGCGUUGAGUUUGGGGUAGCCCGGCACCCGUUCUGUAUCCCUGGAGGGUUGAACACCACACCCUGCCUCUCGGCCGGAUGCUCUAAGGUAGGACUGAGGGCGAACCGCAUGGGGCGAAUGGCGCCACCCCGGCUCACUCGCUUUGGGUACAAGCUGGCAGAUUGCUUUAACCCAAAAGCCGGCGCUCGGCGUCGCUUCCCUGUGAGUCUCGCCAGACUCGGUGGUCGCGUGGAGCUUAUCGCUUGAUAGUUAGUUUUGUCACAACGCGGGAGAUGUCUUUUGUUGAUGCUGUGUUACACCGUGUGUUUGCGUGAUACGUCCCGCGGCUUUGUCUCACUUUAUUUAUUUAUUAUAUGUUGUUGACUGAUAGAGCGCUGGUAGAGGCUGCCGAAUGUGUUAUGCAGAGUUCUGCUUAUGCUGAGCGGGGGCAGAGCUCUGCACCAGAAGACUAGUCGUUUGUCCCAAAUCUGUUCUAUGUUUGCACUCUGGUGGAAGAUCUGGGGCGUCUGUCCCUGGUCCGGUGUAUUUGUGGGGUAAAUAUUGGGAGCACUUGCGGUAUGUCCGUCACCUGCGCCGGUCGCCUAGCCACUAACUCUUGCACUGAGGUUCUGUCG